Messenger RNA from Gadus chalcogrammus (walleye pollock), 2502 nucleotides. RefSeq names its product patched domain-containing protein 3 (gene ptchd3b). NCBI's taxonomy places the organism in Eukaryota, Metazoa, Chordata, Actinopteri, Gadiformes, Gadidae. The coding region runs from base 7 to 2502 and encodes 831 amino acids. Gene Ontology annotation, cellular component: membrane. The record is from RefSeq and is a predicted model, not a curated record. The transcript has 4 exons.
UUCCUCAUGGCCCGAUGCUACACAGACUGCCUGGAACGACCUCUGCGCAUCUUCUUCUGUGCGUUGGGUCGUCUCAUCGGCAGCCAUCCCUGGUGGUUCCUCACAGCUCCUCUGAUGCUCUCAGCCGGGCUGGGGAGCAGGUUCUACCUCGUGCAGAACCGCUUGUCCAACGACAUAGAGGAGCAGUUCACCCCUGCGAGCGGAGCAGCCAAGACGGAGAGGAGGUACAUUCAAGACACCUUCCCAGAGGACAGAUCCAUGUUCUCCAGUCUGAGGCUGAGCACCGCUGGGACUUAUGGGACCUUCAUAGUCACCCAUGAAAGAGACAUCCUCACAGCAGAGUCCCUUCAGGAGAUCCUUGACCUGGAUGUACACGUGAGGAAUAUGUCGGUGGAGAUGGACAACCAAACAUUUCAAUAUGCAGAUCUGUGUGCUCAGGUGGCGAGGGGAGCCUGCUACUCCAAUGAUAUCCUGAAGAUCCUUAACUACAAUGCAAGGAAUUUGGAACUCAUCAAUUUAACGUUUCCGUGGUAUGACGGUCGUUUUGGGAGGGUACCGUUGUACACUAGUCUAGGGAGUGUCUCUUUGAACAAAGGGAACAGGGUUGUCCAAAGUGCUGAAGCCAUUCAGCUAAGUUAUUUUUUACUAGGGGAUAAUAAGAUGGUAUCGGAUCGUUGGCUGAAGGACUUCAUGGCUCUGAUGUCCAAUACGUCUAUGAAAAAGAUUAAGGUAUCACACACCACUUCCAUGUCAAUGCAGUGGGAAUUUGAAAAGACCCCCGCUUCAAUCGUCCAGCUGUUCUCCAUCACAUAUGCCAUUACUAUCUUAUUUACAGUCCUAUGUUGUUGGAGGUUGGACAACGUGCGGAGUAAGAUCUGGGUGGGAGGCGUUGGAGUUCUGUCCACCGGACUCGCUGUCCUGAGCAGUUUCGGCAUGUUGCUUUUCCUGGGCUGUCCUUUCGUCAUGACGGUGGCCUCCUGUCCCUUCAUGAUUCUGGGUAUCGGAAUCGACGACAUGUUUAUCAUGGUGUCCUGCUGGCAGAGGACGCGGGUAAUGGACAGCCCUCCCGACCGGCUGGCCAGUACGUACGGCAUGGCGGCCGUCUCCAUCACCAUCACCAGCCUGACGGACGCUCUGGCCUUCUUCAUGGGCUGCUGCUCGCCGCUGGGCUCGGUGCGCUUCUUCAGCCUCUACGCCGGGGCUGCUGUGGUGUUCUGCUACCUGUACAACAUCACGUUCCUGGGGGCAUUCCUGGCUCUGAAUGGCCAGAGGGAAGCUGAGAACAGGCACUGGUUGAUCUGCAGCAAGAUCCCCGAAGAACUUCCACCUGGGAGGUCAGGGGCAUUUGGCCUCUGCUGUGUUGGCGGGAGCUACGACCGGGCGACAGGUAAGGAGGCCGACCCAGUGAGCCGAUUCUUUGAGAAGUUCUACGGACCGUUUGUGACACAGGCGUGGACUAAAGGGUUGGUAUCCAUGGUUUAUGUUGGGUAUCUGGCUGGCGGUAUCUACGGCUGUUCCACACUGGAGGAGGGGCUUGAUGUCAGCCACCUGGCCUUGGAUGAUUCCUACAUCAUCCGCUACUACAACAACCAGAGACAGCACUUCUCAGAGUAUGGUCAGAAUGUAAUGGUGGCUGUGAAGCAGCCUUUCCCCUACUGGAGCCAAGAGGCACAAAAAAUGUUAUGUUUCGUUGAUUUUGAAAACUUGAGCUACGUCAACAGCACAUCGGCUUGGUUCCUGUCAUUUAAGCUGUACGCAAAUGAAACCAACCUCAACGUUAGUUCUAAAGAGGCGUUUCUAAGCCACUUGCCUAAUUUCCUCAAACUCAACCCCAUCUUCAGACAAGAUCUCAACUACAGCAUGGACGAGAUUCACGCCUCUCGUUUUUUUGUUCAGACCCUUAACAUAGCCACCAAGAAGGAGAUCUUGCUUGGUCUGAGGAGAGCAGCAGAACACUGCAUGGUGGAGCUCUUGGUCUACCACCCUGCGUUUAUUUACUAUGACCAAUACGCCAUCAUAACGGACCACACUGUGAAGACUGUUCUCGUGGCCGUGGCCAUGAUGCUGUUGGUCUCGCUCAUACUAAUACCGAACCCGGUAUGUUGCCUGUGGGUGGCCUUCGCCGUGUGCUCGGUCCUCGUCGGCGUGGCUGGGUUCAUGGCCCUGUGGGGCGUCAGCCUGGACUCCAUCUCCGCCAUCAACCUUGUCAUCUGCAUCGGCUUCUCUGUAGACUUCUCCACCCACAUCUCCUACUCCUUUGUCUGCAGCGCCAAAUGUGCUCCGAAUGAUAAGGCGGUGGAGGCCCUGGCCCAGUCGGGCGGUCUCGUGCUCCAGGGGGCCUUGUCCACCAUCCUGGGGGUGCUGGUGCUGUCCGCAUCUGGAAGCUACAUCUUCAGGACCUUCUUCAAGGUCAUGUUUCUGGUCAUUGUGUUUGGGCUGCUCCAUGGCCUGCUGUUCAUCCCUGUGUUUCUAACAUUUUUUACUGCAUGCAGGAAGUUGUGA